Molecule: messenger RNA, 456 nt
Organism: Candidozyma duobushaemuli
Lineage: Eukaryota; Fungi; Ascomycota; Pichiomycetes; Serinales; Metschnikowiaceae
Product: D-aminoacyl-tRNA deacylase
Exons: 1
Coding region: 1-456 (151 amino acids)
Biological process (GO): tRNA metabolic process
Cellular component (GO): cytoplasm
Molecular function (GO): D-tyrosyl-tRNA(Tyr) deacylase activity
Source: RefSeq, a predicted model, not a curated record
AUGAGAGCGGUCAUCCAGCGCGUGAAAAGAGCCUCUGUGACUGUCGACGGCGAAGUCGUUUCGUCUAUUGGCAAAGGCUUGGUGGUUUUCGUGGCAGUCAAGAAAGGCGAUGUCUGGGACGAAUUCAAGAAGUUCUCUCUGAAAAUCGAGAAUCUCCGUAUUUUCGACGACGAAAACGGCAAGAUGUGGGCCCGCAGUCUCCGCCAGCUCACAGACCACGAAUUGCUCCUCGUGUCCCAGUUUACGCUAUACGGCGACAUGAGAAAGGGCACCAGGCCUGAUUUGCACCUUUCAGCGAAAGCAGACGAGGCUAAGGCCACGUAUGACCGUUUUGUGGAGACGUGUCGGGGUCUUUUGGGCAAGGAGCGUGUCAAGGACGGUGUUUUUGGCGCCAUGAUGGACGUGGAGUUGGUGAACGAUGGCCCUGUCACAUUGACCUUUGAUGGAUCUGAUUAG